This is a messenger RNA of Pygocentrus nattereri (red-bellied piranha), 1209 nucleotides long. RefSeq lists its product as uncharacterized. The record is from RefSeq and is a predicted model, not a curated record. NCBI's taxonomy places the organism in Eukaryota, Metazoa, Chordata, Actinopteri, Characiformes, Serrasalmidae. Bases 190 to 735 code for a protein of 181 amino acids. The transcript has 7 exons.
GCCCCAGUUACCUAGCAAGCGUGUUAAGUGGUGCCGCCGACAGUGAAGCCCGAGAGAAAGGAAAAAACAUCGAAUAUCAGCGCAAGUUUGGGGUUCAGCGCGUUGAGAUUGCUUUCUUUUUUAUAUUUGGGCGUGCACUAAAAGUUUGGUGGUCGCAUUUUUUAAAGGUAGCUGAGAAGGCCGAGAAAAAUGUCCACACUAAGAUACGGCACCAGCCUCGGUCCUGCAACAGUCUCCUCUGCAGGAGAUCCUCUGCGAAAUGGGGACGAAGAUACAGUGAAGCCAGAUGAUCCCAGUGAUCCCAACAAGUUGCUGCAGUGCCCUUAUGACAAGAAUCAUCAGAUUCGCGCCUGCCGCUUCCCUUAUCAUCUUCUCAAGUGCAGAAAGAAUCAUCCCAAAUUAGCGAGUGAACUGAAGACAUGUCCCUUCAAUGCAAAACACCUGAUGCCCAAACAUGAGCUGUCGCACCAUAUUGAAAAUUGUGAGGAUAGACGCUCAGUCACUAUUGAGGCUGAGGCCAACACGGAGAUACAGAGGAAAUUUCAAGUCCCAGUCAGUACUUGGACAAACCCUGUGACUGAGGAGGACUGGGAUAAAGAGGCUGAUGACCACGCUGCUACUUUUGUGUGGGGAGUGUCAACUAAUCAGCUCAUCCAAAAUAAGCCUGAGCCAAGAACCACUAACAAUUUGACCCCAGGGCUCCGGGCACCUCGAACGCUCCCGUGGAAACUCUGAAAGAAACACUCCCUGUGCAUUUGUGGACUGUCUGUUCACUCAUCCCUGAAGAAUUCUUAUUAGUAAAGUUUUAAAUUCACCUUGCAUGCUUUGUAACUUCACUUUGUGUUUGAAAUGGACUUUCUUUUAAUGAUUGCUGGUUUUGCUGUGGCUGUUUUGUACAUUUUACAUAAACUGUACGUUUUCUUAACAUACUAAUCCUGUUUUGUUUUGAAACUGAACCUGUGUGGACCUGAGUCCUAUGUCCUCAUUUUGCUGCCCACUGCUUUGAUCAGUUGUAUUGUGACAAUGGGCCAGAGUAAAUUGUGGAAAUGGUACAUUUAAUGAUGAAUCUUGCCAUGCUUGAAUGAAGCUUUGAGUCUGUCAUCUCUGCUGUGGGGAGACGUACGUCUGUCAAAAGUGCACUACCCUUUUGUUUGUGUGAGGUGGUAUCAGUUUCUUAUUCCAAUAAACACAGGAAAUUUGGCAUAAUAA